This is a messenger RNA of Penicillium samsonianum, 1755 nucleotides long. It is a transcript of the gene yap1, whose product is annotated as putative bZIP transcription factor AP-1/Yap1. Lineage: Eukaryota; Fungi; Ascomycota; Eurotiomycetes; Eurotiales; Aspergillaceae. The record is from RefSeq and is a predicted model, not a curated record. Gene Ontology annotation, cellular component: RNA polymerase II transcription regulator complex. The transcript is spliced from 3 exons. The coding region runs from base 1 to 1755 and encodes 584 amino acids. Gene Ontology annotation, molecular function: DNA-binding transcription activator activity, RNA polymerase II-specific; transcription cis-regulatory region binding.
AUGGGUGAUUACGAACGAUACCAACAAGGUCUCUACCUUUCCCCAAACCAGCAUGAUCUCCUGCUCGCCGCUCUAUCUUCCAAUAACCCCAGCCAAAAGCCUCACAGUGGUUCUCCCCAAAUCAAGUCCUCUCAGAGCCCCGACGAAAAUUCCUCAAACGGUCUCAGCGGCCCUCCCUCGGGCGGGUUUGACAAUCCUCAUGCCAACAAUUUCGGGUUUGGGGAUGACGAAAGCCCUUUCUUGGAUUUCACCCCGGACGUUGACUUCGAGUUCCCCGGUUCCGACCUGAUUGGUGACCUACCGGGAUCGGCCGACUAUGAUAUCGGCGGGAAGCGAAAGUCCCUCGACGGAAAGUCGGACAUAGAAGGGGAAGAAACCGGAAAGAAGCGCAGGGAAAGUGAGGCCAAGAAGCCUGGUAGGAAGCCACUGACUUCAGAGCCUACUACGAAGCGCAAGGCCCAAAACCGGGCUGCCCAGCGAGCCUUCCGCGAACGCAAGGAGAAGCACUUGAAGGAUCUGGAGGAUUCGGUGGAAAAGCUGCAGAAGACAUCGGAUAUGACAAACCAGGAGAAUGGCUUGCUGCGUGCUCAGGUCGAGCGCUUGCAGGUCGAGCUCCGUGAGUACCGAAAGCGCCUUUCCUGGAUGGCCUCGGGAUCAGGAAACGCCAUCUCGGCCAUGAGCUCGAAUUCCAUUCCGACUGCCCAUUCCAAGGGGGCUUAUGGCCUCCAAAACAAUGAGUUUCUCUUCGAUUUCCCCAAGUUCGGCGAUUUGCCUGGUGGUCAUCUCUUCAACGGAGCCAACAAAAACGACCAAUCCAAAUCCAAUGACAAGAUCCCUCAGGCACCUGGUGUCUUGGGUCGCGACAAUCUCAACAGUCCUUCGUCUCGAUCGAACUCUCUUGCGCAGUCGAACAAAUCGAAGUCCACCGGAACUUCCAACAGCGCUACUUCCGCCAAGGCACCUUACUCGGGCUUCAAAUCUUCCGCAAAUGAUAACUCUACUUCGGAGAAUUCUCCGUCGUCUUCGUCCGACUCGCACCAGAGCCAGAUGCUCUCGUCGAACGGGACUUCCCCAGAACCAAGUCUGAACUCACCUCCAGAUGGGCAGUACCGUGAGCUGAGACCAGGUGACUCUUGCGGCGGACAUGUCACCACCGAUGGCGAGAAAUCCUUCUGUGCACAACUUGGUAUGGCUUGCGGCAACAUCAGAAAUCCCGUCCCAGCGGUCCGGGAUAACAGAUCCAAAUCCCGGAGUGUUUCAAGCGGCCAGCCAACCCCAAUUGAUGGCCCAACCGAGGGCGGAGACUCUCAAGAUCUUGGUAUUGAUUGGUUGGCUCAUCAGAAUGGCGGCCAGUUUGAUCCAGUGCUCUUUGGUGACUGGCGAGAGCCCCAGGAUGCUGUGCUGUCUCAGGAUUUCGGCUCUUUCUUCAAUGAAGCAUUCCCUCUGCCGGACCUGGGUAGUCCCUCCCACAACUUGUCCGAGGUCGCCACAGACGCAGCUCCACCCAAGAAGAACCUCGUUGCCCAGAUUGAUAGCAAGCUCGAGGAGGAUGAGGUCGUUCCAGGCGAAGACCAGUCGCAGAUGCUGUCAUGCACGAAGAUCUGGGAUCGACUUCAAUCUAUGGAAAGAUUCCGCAACGGCGAGAUCGAUGUUGACAAUCUCUGCUCCGAGCUUCGCACGAAGGCACGAUGCUCUGAGGGUGGUGUAGUCGUGAACCAGAAUGACGUUGAUGACAUUAUGGGACGAGCCAAGUAG